CCUCGUGAGACGAGUUACGAAGCAGCAAAAGUAUUGUCUUCUAAGGUUAGGAAAUUUGUCAUAUGCAUCAGACCGCAGCACUUUUUUCCGUUCCUGUGCGUGGGAUCUUAUUGAGAGCUUGAUCGAAAAUUAUGCAUAUAGAGCAACAAGAGAGAUGAUGCUUCCAAAACAUUCGUAGCGCGACUUUGAGCUCUGUAGAAUGACAGAUGAAACAUGGCGAUGCAAGUUGCGAAUUAUUUUUGACCGUCGUUUGUGAGUAGUUCGAGUCCGUGUUUGCACGUGGAAAAACCUUCUUCUGUGUUAAUCGGUGAUACAAAAAGUUGUACUCGGAACGUGAAGCAAAGAGCAUUCGAUUGUUGCAACAAUGAAUUAUAAUCACUCGAGCGCACGCCGAGGAAAGCCAAAGAGGAUAUUGGAUCCCACAGCUGGUUUGUCAGGACCAUCUUCUCCAAUGCCUCAGUCUCCGUACAUGUAUAACCAACAAAUGCCAAUGAAUAAUGGCGCAAUGCCGGAAUAUGGUUUUAAUGUUUCUGGACAACCACAAUCUUAUGGAUUUAAUCCACAAUUGUCAAAUUAUCCAUCCGCUGAUAGUCAAGGAGGAGAAUUUGCAAGUCCACAGUUUGCAUCAUUGGCCCAGCCAGUUGUCACAGACAUGGCAAUGCAAUAUGGAAAUGUGUUAGUUGGCACUGGAAAACAGCACCUGGAGAAAUAUGUCCCAAUUACAGCAUUGAAAUAUUACUUUGCUGUUAACACAGAUUAUGUCUUCACAAAAUUAUUGCUGUUGUUCUUCCCCUUUACACAUAAGGACUGGUCUGUCAAGUAUGAACAGGAUGUACCAUUGCAACCACGAUUUGAGAAAAACGCUCCGGAUAUGUAUAUACCUACAAUGGCGUUUUUCACAUACGUUGCCGUGGCGGGAUUAGUUUUAGGCAUACAAGAUCGAUUUACUCACGAGCAACUCGGUAUUCUGUCUAGUUCUGCCUUGGCCUGGGGUGUAAUUGAGUUGCUUGUUCAUACAAUUAGUUUGUACAUUAUGAAUCUUGAAACGAGUCUGACAACACUAGAUCUAUUGGCAUAUUCUGGUUAUAAAUACGUUGGUAUUAACAUAGCGCUGUUACUGUCAUUAGUAUUUCGGAAAUUUGGUUAUUACGUAACGCUUUUGUACUUUAGCACUUCUCUAGCUGUUUUUCUGAUGCGAUCGUUAAAGUUAAGAGUCAUUCCCCAAGGCCAUAACUCGUACACAGCCAUUGGCAAUAAGAGGCGGCUUUACUUUAUACUCUUCUUAGCCGGUAUACAACCUGUUCUCAUGUGGUGGCUGUCGUAUCAUUUAAUCUAAAUAACUUUGUGACUUGGUUACACAAAAUUAAUGACAGUGAAAAAAAAAGAAGAAGUGUGUAUAUUUAUUAUUUGGUUACACUAAUAUCAUCUGUACAAUUUUUGUAAUAAAGUCCAGUGAGAGAAAGAAUAUAAAUG
Messenger RNA from Pseudomyrmex gracilis, 1473 nucleotides. It is a transcript of the gene Yif1, whose product is annotated as protein YIF1B. Gene Ontology annotation, biological process: endoplasmic reticulum to Golgi vesicle-mediated transport. The transcript is spliced from 5 exons. Lineage: Eukaryota; Metazoa; Arthropoda; Insecta; Hymenoptera; Formicidae. Bases 365 to 1336 code for a protein of 323 amino acids. The record is from RefSeq and is a predicted model, not a curated record. Gene Ontology annotation, cellular component: endoplasmic reticulum membrane; COPII-coated ER to Golgi transport vesicle; endoplasmic reticulum-Golgi intermediate compartment.